Molecule: messenger RNA, 1125 nt
Organism: Bactrocera latifrons
Lineage: Eukaryota; Metazoa; Arthropoda; Insecta; Diptera; Tephritidae
Product: vesicular integral-membrane protein VIP36
Exons: 5
Coding region: 138-1124 (328 amino acids)
Biological process (GO): endoplasmic reticulum to Golgi vesicle-mediated transport; endoplasmic reticulum organization; Golgi organization
Cellular component (GO): Golgi membrane; COPII-coated ER to Golgi transport vesicle; endoplasmic reticulum-Golgi intermediate compartment
Molecular function (GO): D-mannose binding
Source: RefSeq, a predicted model, not a curated record
AGUGUAGGAAAAUACAAAUCAAACAAAACUAUUGCCCGGCGCUUUCACCGAACAUUCUCAAGAUAAACGUAAAUGAUCGUUUGACAGUUGUAGAAUUAAAGCGAAUUUUUUGAGUAUUCCAUAUAACAUUGCAAAAAAUGUCGAAUGUGUUCUGGGAGAAUUUAGUCAAGUUGUUAUCAAUACUUUUAUUAUCUGUUUUAAAAAACAGCGAAUGCUCUGUGAGUGGCAAUGAGUACAUGAAACGUGAGCAUUCAUUGAUACGUCCCUUUCAAGGCGUUGGCGUAAAUUUACCAUAUUGGGAUUUCUUAGGUCACACUAUGGUAACUAGUAACUACAUAAGACUGACGCCGGACUUGCAGUCUAAAAGCGGUGCACUUUGGAAUUACUCGCCCGUAAUGACGCGUAAUUGGGAGUUGCAUGUGACAUUUAAAGUACACGGUAAAGGCAAUGAACUGUAUGGGGAUGGUUUUUCAAUUUGGUACACCAAAGAACGUAUGCAACCAGGCCCUGUUUUUGGCAGCAAAGAUUACUUUUCUGGUUUAGCGGUUAUUCUAGAUACGUACAGCAAUCACAACGGUCCACAUAAUCACCAACAUCCCUACCUCAGUGCUAUGAUUAAUAAUGGCACAUGGAGUUAUGAUCAUGAUCGCGAUGGUACACAUACACAACUGGCAGGUUGUGAAGUGCGCUUCCGCAAUGUAGACUUUGAUACACAUGUGAGCAUACGUUAUGAGAAUGAUAUACUUUCCGUGUCUACGGAUAUGGAGAAUAAGGGUGAAUGGAAGAAUUGUUUUGUGGUGAACGAUGUUGAAUUACCAACCGGCUAUUUUCUGGGUCUGUCCGCGACAACCGGCGACCUCUCAGAUAGCCACGAUAUACUUGGCGUCAAAUUUUACGAUCUGGAUAUAAAUGUUUCGCCAGAAGAAAUUGCAUCACGUUCUAGUAUUUUACCGCGUGCGAAAACAUAUGAACCGCCACGGGAACACAAGGACGAUCCCAAACCGGGUAUGUCGAAUGCAAAGAUUUUCUUCAUACUCUUAUUCGGUAUGUUGAUUACGAUCGCCGGUGCCAUUUUUGCAAUCUCCUAUUUCAAAGAGAAAAAUUCAAGAAAACGUUUCUACUAAA